This is a messenger RNA of Acanthisitta chloris (rifleman), 116 nucleotides long. Its product is annotated as cytochrome c oxidase assembly protein COX19-like. The annotation marks the transcript as partial. The record is from RefSeq and is a predicted model, not a curated record. NCBI's taxonomy places the organism in Eukaryota, Metazoa, Chordata, Aves, Passeriformes, Acanthisittidae. The transcript has a single exon.
GGAUUAUUUUUUUGUCCUGCAUGGACAGGCAACUUAAGGCUAAUGAACCACUGGAAAAAUUGGGACUUAAGGACCUGAUAAAUGAGAAAUCAGAAGAAAAACCUGAAAAGUUGUGA